AUGCCAGAACUACGCCGGUGUGUGACUAUUUAUCCUCCCAUGCUUGAUAUCAUUAUGCACGUUCCAAAAGAAACUCUUGAAAAUCACCAACUAAAGCCAAAUACGAUUGUUUCCUAUUGCGAGAGUAAGCACAAGUCUAUCUGCCAGUUAGUACAGGACAGAAUAGAUAGUAAAACAAGCUCUCCUACUUUUUUAGCUGGUGGUGCUACUUUCAACACUCAAAAGAUACUUUCGCGUUGGUUGCAAUGUGACUUUUUUGGAAUUGUUGGUCAUGAUGUUUAUGGGACUAUUCUAGCUAAGAAGAUGGAGGGUACUUUAGUCAACAUCCAUUUAGACCGGACUUCAGUAUGUUCGACGCAAUGGGCUUUAGUUUUCUUAUCUGGUGAUGAACGUACUUUAGUAGCUAAACAGGAUGAAAGUAUUUGUUAUUCCGAUAAGGCUAAAGAGCAAAUAGCUGCUUUAAUUGAUCAGCACGCCCUUUUCUACUUUGUUUCUUUUACCUUCUUUCUUAAGAACGUUACUCAAGAUUCUUUAGCUAUUAUAAAGACUAAAGCUAGUAAAGGAUUCUGUUUGGUAGUGAACUUGUCUUCUGUAGAGGUAGCUACUCUAUUUAAAGCCCAAAUUCUUAGUGUUUUAGCCCAGAGUGACUUUGUGAUUGGGAACAAAGAGGAGUACUCUGCUCUUUUUGAUGAGAGUGAUAUAAGUGCUUUACCGGGCCAUUUAGCUAAGUUAGGGUGUGGCUUUGCCAUUACUGAUGGGGCCAAGACGGUUAUUGGCCAGAUUCCUGGUGGGCCUUUAAGAACUGCUCAGCCCAAGACUCUUUCGCAUGAGCUUAAUACUAAUGGAGCGGGUGACUCUUUUGCCGCCGGCUUUAUUGGGGCUUUGAAAGACCAAAAGACUCUACAGGACAAAGAUGUGCUUCCUUUAUUGCAAGCGGGUAUUGAGGCCUCUGCCGAGUACAUUCAGCAAGUAGCCAACAUAGUGCACAAUUAG
Messenger RNA from Nematocida homosporus, 993 nucleotides. Its product is annotated as adenosine kinase. Gene Ontology annotation, cellular component: nucleus; cytosol. Gene Ontology annotation, molecular function: adenosine kinase activity. Lineage: Eukaryota; Fungi; Microsporidia. The record is from RefSeq and is a predicted model, not a curated record. The transcript has a single exon. The coding region runs from base 1 to 993 and encodes 330 amino acids. Gene Ontology annotation, biological process: purine ribonucleoside salvage.